CUCCUAAUGCAGUAAUAAUGAUAAAUACUCCCUCUAUACUCACUCCUCCAUCUCCCAUGAAAGUAUCCAUUAGCAGUAGCUUCUAAUUAUCUCUGUUCCAUUCCCAUAUCUUUCUAAAUUCUGCAAAAUGGGUCUUCAUCAAGCUUCCAUUUCCCCCUGAAAAGUUUCAUCUUUUCCUUCAAACAUAAUAGAAAUCAAAUGGCAGAGACGGCAGCAGAAACCAAACAAGGCUGCGGGCUAAGUUUCCCUUGCCGGAGUAUCUUUCUAAGAAAAUCCUCUGCAAAAUCUCUCCCAUCAGAAAGAAACAAGCCCGAAACCUUUGAUCUUCCUUCCCCAUCAUCCAAACCUCGUCCAAAACAAAAUCCUAAAGUAACAACAACAACAACAGAUCAUAAGACAAACGAAACGCCACGGCCCUUAAAUUCCGUUGGAAGAACUUCAACCUCCUCCGAUAGUUCUGGCCGUCAAAACAAAGCUCCUCUUCAACCAGUUCAUGUUCCGACAAGGAAACCGAAAACCAACGACGACCCAACUCCACGCGCCACCCCUACUAAAUCGGGGACAAUAUUACCGCUGGCUAUCAAUAUGGGGAACAUUAUUAUGGUCAAAAGGUCAAGUUUGGAUAGCCCAAGAAUAAGCAGUAGUAGUAUUAGUAGUAACAUGAAGAAAUUGGAUGCUGAAGUUGUGAAGAACAAUGGAAAUUUGAUGUACAAAGAAGGGAGAUUCAAAGAGGCGUUGGCUUUGUAUGAUAAAGCAAUUGUUUUGGAACCAAACAGGGCAUGGUAUCACUGUAAUAAAGGUGCGGCUUUGAUCGGUUUGGGCCGGUUGCUGGAGGCGGUUUUCGCCUGCCAACAAGCCAUCAAUCUUGACCCUUCUUACCGGCGAGCACAUCAUCGACUUGCCACUCUGUAUUUCAGGUUGGGAGAAACAGGAAAGGCAUUGGAAGAGUAUAAACUGUCGGGGAUCAUUGAUGAAUCAGAGGAAGUUUCGAAAUGUAAAUUCUUGAAGGAAAACAUAACUAAAUGUGUUGAAGCAAGGGAUGUUCGAGAUUGGAACAUACUGUUGAAAGAAUCGCGAACCGCUAUGUCAUCUGGUGCCGAUUUUUCUCCUUUGUUGCGUGGCAUGGAAGUUGAAGCGCUGUUUAGGCUGCGUAAACAUCAACAAGCUUACACUACAUACCAAAAUGCGCCAUGUUUUGAAGUUGAUUCUUGCACAAAGUUGUUUGGCCCGUCUUAUGGUGCUUAUCUAUUAGCAAUUCGAGCAAGGGCCUAUUUGAUAGACGGCAGGUUUGAUGAGGCUGUCGAGUUUUGCCAACGUGCUGCGAAACUUGCUCCGGGUAGGGAGAUAAACGAACUCCUAUCGGAAGCUAAGUGUUUAGCCUCGGCUAGAUCAAAUGGAAACCUUUUUUUCAAGGAGUCAAAGUUUGUGGAGGCGUGUUUUAGCUAUAGUGAAGGGCUAGAGCUUGAUCCUUACAAUCCAAUUAUGUUGUGUAACAGAGCUGCAUGUCGGUUCAAGUUAAGGCAAUUUGAGAAAGCAGCCGAGGAUUGCAGUUUGGCACUUAAUGUUCGUCCUACUUACAACAAGGCUAGGUUGCGAAGAGCACAUUGUAAUGCUAAGAUGGAGAGGUGGGAGGCCGCGAUUCAAGAUUAUGAGAUGCUAACGGGAGAGGAUGAAAAGAAAGAGGAGGUGGAAAAGGCGUUGAAUUUGGUUAGAGCGCAACUCGAAAGACAGCGAAUUCAAGAUUCGAAAAGAACUAGUAAUUGUGGAUCGGUUGGUUCGGGCAGGUCAAGAAGCUCUGUAGAUGCAAUUGUGGAUUAGUUUGUCAAUUUCAAUUCGCAAGAAAAAUCAUCAUUUGGUUGGUUAGGUAGGUAGGGUAGAGUUUAAAAUUAAAUAGCAAAGAAUUGCUUGUUUUGGGUAAGCAAUCCAAUUUGUUAUUUGUAUUAGGAUGUGUGAAUGUGAUUGGCAUAAGUUGCGAAGUGUCACCCUAGGUUAAGGGCUUAAAAUUAAAUUCCCUUCCUAGUUAAAAAAAAAAAAUUGAAGUUUGCAUUCUUUCUGUGGAAGAAAGAUAUAGAAAUUUACAUUUUUAUUUGGAAUGUUGUGUGUUUUUGGUCUUUUGAAAAAGAAGAAUUUUUGUUAUAACU
Messenger RNA from Impatiens glandulifera, 2141 nucleotides. RefSeq names its product TPR repeat-containing thioredoxin TTL1-like. Gene Ontology annotation, molecular function: protein binding. Lineage: Eukaryota; Viridiplantae; Streptophyta; Magnoliopsida; Ericales; Balsaminaceae. Gene Ontology annotation, cellular component: cytoplasm. The coding region runs from base 199 to 1818 and encodes 539 amino acids. The record is from RefSeq and is a predicted model, not a curated record. The transcript is spliced from 5 exons.